Punica granatum (pomegranate) is the source of this 1339-nucleotide messenger RNA. NCBI's taxonomy places the organism in Eukaryota, Viridiplantae, Streptophyta, Magnoliopsida, Myrtales, Lythraceae. The record is from RefSeq and is a predicted model, not a curated record.
CAAUCUACUAUCUGUUGACUUUCUUGGAUGGAAUUUCGCGUAAUUAUUGUUCAUUCAUCCCCAUCCCACUUUAAUCUCUCCCUCUUUUUUCUUUUUUCUUUUUUCUUUUUCCCUUUUUUUUAAAGAUUAUCUUGUUUGAAGAUGGGGCGCGGGAAAUUAGCGCUUGAAUUUAUCACCAAGGAUAGGUCGCGCAAGACAACCUUCGAGAAGCGGAAGAAGGGGCUGGUGAAGAAGGCGGAGGAGUUUUCGAUCCUUUGUGGAGUCGACACUUGCAUGAUCAUUUACAACCCGGAUGACUCCUCAGGCCGGGGGAUCACGAUCUGGCCCCAGGAUCCCGAGAGGGUCAAGCAGGUCAUCGAUCGAUACUUAAAUGAGGGUGUGGAUCGGCGCAACAGACGUGCCAUGGGCCUCACUGAAUUCUACAUGGGCCGGAAGCGGAAAGCAGACAACGAGCUAGCCAAGAUCAGGUCUGCUAACUGGGCUGCCAAGUACCCUUACUCUGAGGAGCCGCUCAAUGGCCUCUCUCUGGAUCAGCUCCAAACUGUUCUGUCCAUGUUGGGGAUGAAGCUUGAGAAUGCAAAGAAGAGGCUCUUAGCAGCCAAGGAGAGCGCUGUCAUGAAUGCAUCGGGUAUGGUCCCAAUGCAGAUGGAUGAGUUCAAGUUCAACACUUCGGUCCAUUCACAUAUUAACGAUUACAUGCCCUUGGACGGGAUAAAGCCUCUAGAGUUCCAACAGCUGAUGAUCCCUUACUUGCCUCCACUAAUGGACUCGAACAUGAUGAUGAACAGCUCGAUGAUGUGGUCCCAGGUCGGGGACUCUUCAACCAACACCAACAACAGCAGCAGCAUCCUUGCAAACAAUCAUAACACCAACAACAACUACUACUACAACUACCCGCUCACUGUCCCGGCUUAUAACAGGAGCUUCCCUCAGUCUACGUCAUUCUCGAUCCACCACAGCGGGAUGGAUGCCAUGGAUAAGUAUGACCAGAUGCGUGGCUCCCACCAAGUCCCAGAGAACACCAUGUUCGACAGCUCGGGGCAGGGCAUGCUCGGAAAUACAUCUUCGAUGAUGAUGAUGAUGAUGCCUCCGCAGCAACAGCCGCUGAUGCUGCAAUACCCAAUGAUGCAGCAAGGUAAUACGAAUUCGCCUCCAUUCGCAUCUCCCGAUCAAGGGCUGCAGUUCCACGACAAUGGCAAUAGUAACAAUCAAUUCUUUCCUUCCCAUGGCGGAAACCAUUAGUCAGAUCGCCUUACAUCGUUAAUAUUUACAUUUCAGACUUGACAAUUGUUUCCCUAGGAGCUUCAAUAACUGUAUUAGACCCGUUAUCUUUUGUGUU